AUGUAUAAAGAUAUUGAAAAUUAUAUUAAAUCCUGUAUUCUAUGUACUCAAUUUAAUCCUCAUCGUCAAAAAACUCCUGGUACUUUACGACCUAUUAAACCUCCUGAUGGAGUUUGGCAAUUAGUAGCAAUGGAUUUUCAUGGACCUAUUACUCCGACAUCUCAACGUGGAAAUAAAUAUAUUAUAUCUCUUACAGACGUCUUAUCCAAAUUCGCUGUUACAAAAGCUGUACGUGAUAAUACAGCUCAAACAGCUGUUCAAUUUCUCAAAGAAGAUAUUACUUCAAAAUUUGGAACUCCUCGUUGUAUCCUGACUGACAAUGGAACACAUUUUACAUCAACAUUAAUGAAUGAAUUAAUUAAACAAAUUGGAGCAACACAUUUAUAUUCAACAUUACAUCAUUCUCAAACAAACGGUCAAGUUGAAAGAUAUAACUCAACUAUGAAUGCAAAAAUUGCAGCAUUGUCAAAUUUAAACAAAACCAAUUGGGACGAUCAAUUAUCAUUUGUUACAUUUAAUUACAAUGCUUCAAUUCAUUCAUCAACAAAACAAAUACCAUUCUAA
Messenger RNA from Rotaria sordida, 564 nucleotides. The record is from the annotation of a GenBank genome assembly. NCBI's taxonomy places the organism in Eukaryota, Metazoa, Rotifera, Eurotatoria, Philodinida, Philodinidae.